Molecule: messenger RNA, 1824 nt
Organism: Rangifer tarandus platyrhynchus (Svalbard reindeer)
Lineage: Eukaryota; Metazoa; Chordata; Mammalia; Artiodactyla; Cervidae
Source: the annotation of a GenBank genome assembly
AUGAGCCACACAGCCAGUUCUUGUCAGGAGCUGGUUGAAAACCGUGCUGUGCACGUAGCAGGAAUGGCACAAGAAGAUAGCCGUCGUGGUCAAGUGCCAUCUUCCUUUUAUCAUGGUGCCAACCAAGAACUCGACCUGUCCACCAAAGUGUACAAAAGGGAAUCAGGAAGUCCUUAUUCUGUGUUAGUGGACACCAAGAUGAGCAAGCCACAUCUCCAUGAAACAGAGGAGCAGCCGUAUUUCAGGGAGACAAGAGCAGUGUCUGACGUGCACGGUGUUAAAGAAGACCGAGAGAAUUCUGAUGACACAGAAGAGGAGGAGGAGGAGGAAGUCUCCUACAAAAGGGAGCAGAUCAUAGUGGAGGUAAACCUUAAUAAUCAAACGUUAAAUGUGUCUAAAGGGGAAAAGGGUGUCUCUUCUCAGUCCAAAGAGACUCCUGUUCUUAAGACAAGCAGCGAGGAGGAAGAGGAAGAGAGUGAGGAAGAGGCCACAGAUGACAGCAAUGACUAUGGAGAGAAUGAAAGGCAGAAGAAAAAGGAGAAGACGGUGGAGAAGGUCAGCGUUACACAGAGGAGAACCAGGAGAGCUGCCUCUGUUGCCGCAGCUCCCACUUCCCCUACUCCCAGAGCUACGAGAGGUCGUAGGAAGAGUGUAGAGCCUCCUAAGCGUAAGAAGCGGGCCACAAAGGAGCCCAAAGCACCAGUCCAGAAAGCUAAGUGUGAAGAGAAAGAGACUCUGACCUGUGAGAAGUGCCCCAGGGUGUUUAAUACUCGCUGGUACCUGGAGAAGCACAUGAACGUUACUCAUAGGCGCAUGCAGAUUUGUGAUAAAUGUGGCAAGAAGUUUGUCCUGGAAAGUGAGCUGUCCCUUCACCAGCAAACAGACUGUGAAAAAAAUAUUCAGUGUGUUUCCUGUAAUAAAUCGUUCAAGAAACUCUGGUCCCUUCAUGAACAUAUCAAGAUUGUCCAUGGAUAUGCAGAAAAGAAAUUUUCCUGUGAAAUUUGUGAGAAGAAAUUCUAUACCAUGGCUCAUGUACGGAAACAUAUGGUUGCACACACAAAAGAUAUGCCAUUUACCUGUGAAACCUGUGGAAAGUCAUUCAAACGCAGUAUGUCACUCAAGGUGCACUCCUUGCAGCACUCUGGAGAGAAGCCCUUCAGAUGUGAGAACUGUGACGAAAGGUUUCAGUACAAGUACCAGCUCCGCUCCCACAUGAGCAUCCACAUCGGGCACAAGCAGUUCAUGUGCCAGUGGUGCGGCAAGGACUUCAACAUGAAGCAGUACUUCGACGAGCACAUGAAAACACACACUGGAGAGAAACCCUUUAUCUGUGAAAUCUGUGGCAAAAGCUUCACCAGCCGCCCCAACAUGAAGAGGCACCGUAGGACUCACACAGGCGAGAAGCCCUACCCGUGUGACGUGUGCGGCCAGCGGUUCCGCUUCUCCAACAUGCUUAAGGCCCACAAGGAGAAGUGCUUCCGGGUGACCAGCCCCGUGAACGUGCCGCCUGCUGUCCAGAUCCCACUCACAACCUCCCCAGCCACCCCAGUUCCUUCUGCGGUGAACACCCCCACGACCCCCGCCCCUCCCGUCAGUAUGAACCCUGUCGGCACUCUGCCCCCGCGGCCCAUCCCGCACCCCUUCUCACACCUUCACAUCCACGCUCACCCUCACCACCCACACCACCUGCCCAUUCCCCCCGUCCCUCACCUCCCCCCACCUCCAGCUCUCUUUAAGAGUGAGCCUUUAAAUAACAGAGGCCAGGGUGAGGACACGUUUCUGCGGCACCUGGCAGAGAAGAGCAGUGCAGCACAGCAUCACUAA